Messenger RNA from Monodelphis domestica (gray short-tailed opossum), 3258 nucleotides. RefSeq lists its product as uncharacterized. Lineage: Eukaryota; Metazoa; Chordata; Mammalia; Didelphimorphia; Didelphidae. Gene Ontology annotation, cellular component: nucleus. The record is from RefSeq and is a predicted model, not a curated record.
AUGGCCCGCGGCGCUCUGCCAGGGCUCGUCCUCAUCUUCCCGGGCAUCUUCCUGCCAAGGCCUGGCACAGCCAAUGCGGGACCUGAGAAGCAGCCCCCCAGGACACGGGCCAGCCAGGGAAGCAGAGUCGGGUCCGAGGCUGGGAAGUUUGUUGGAGCGGGAGAGCCUGCUCUGGGGCUGAGUGGCGUCUACAGGUUCCUCCUGAUUUUCUCCACUGGGGAGGCACCCAUCGUGGCCAGUCCUGUGUUCAGGUACUUUGGGCUCUUCUGCUCUACCAGGACCACCCUCAGCCGACAUUUCUCCAAACCCUCCUUACGUGGAGCACCAAGUACUGUGGUCUCUGCAGGAGACACAGUGACCCUCCUGUGCCAGGCGUCACCCACCUAUCAUAACCCCAAAUUCACGUUCUCUCUGCUGAAGGCUGGGGUGCCCCAUCCCGUACAGCGCCAGAGCCCAGAAGGGCGUGAGGCCAACUUCACUCUCCCGUCUGUGAAGGCUGAGGAUGCUGGGAGCUACAGCUGCAUUGACUCACUGGAAGGGAGAGCAUCAUCUCCCAGUGACGCCCUGCACUUGGAGGUGACAGGACUAGUCAGGGAGAGUCAGGCCCAGAGCAUGGAGAUCAUGCUGGGCCAAAGGCACCUCAGGGAGAGCAACAGCCUGUGGCCCGGCUCUCCAGAGUCCCUUUAUAGGGGGCCCUGGUGGCUCCUGGAGGUUCCCCUGAAAAGGCAAAGGGGGCCUGGGGAGGCUGCAACAGCCUCAAGCUACAGCCCUGCUCAAAGACUUCAGAGCUUUCCCCAGAGCCCCUGCCUAGAAUGUGGGCUGCCUGUCCUUCCCUCUCCAGAGCUAGCUGAGCAGCGGGCCUUGGGCUUUGGCUCUGAGCUCUGCAGGAAAGGCCCCGGGGCGCCUCCUGAGACAGGCCCAAACUUUCGGGUGGCCCCCCCACACCCCCUUUGUGUCCAGGGGCUGGAGAGGACCUUCCUCCGGGGUGCUGCCCCCUUCUUCCUUGUCCUGCCUUGCAUGGGACCCGGGGAAUGCUGCCAGCUGGCCCCCCCUGACCCUCCUGACCCAUGCAUGUGGUCACAACGGGGGCCUCCUGGCUGUGUUACGCCUGCGAGGCUGCCCCUUCUUAGCUCAGCUGUCCCAGAGAGCCAUAGCCAGUCUGCCCUCCCCGCAGAGAGUAUCCUGGCCCUCCUCCAGCAGCCCCCUCCACCCCCACCCCAGAGCCCUGAUCUUCAGGCGCACCGAGACUCCCUGAGCCCAAUGAAACCCCGGAAACCCUCACCAGUUGUUCUGCCCGGAGAGCUCCACCUGCCGGAAGUGGAAGCGGAACUAUCCUUCCCGCUGUGCUUCCCCAAGCCUGGCCCUCUACAGAGAGCCGUGGCGGAGGGCAACUACCCGCCCCUCGGGCCGUUCACGGCCAUGUUCGAGAGUGACUUUCUGCAGGUCACCAACAAGGGGGAGCCUGUCUUCCUGCACAAGAAGGAGAACCCGGUGACCAUGGCUGUGGCCUCCUCCUUCCCGGGGCUCCUGCUCCCGGACCUCGUCCUGCUGGCCCGGCCCGUCCAAAGCAAGAAGCAGCCUCCGCGGCUGGAGCUCACCAGGCUGCUGCCGGCACAGCUGGUCCGCCUGUUUGUCCACAGCGAGGCCGGAUGGAGGCUGAAGCUCCGCCUGGCCUCCGGCCGCAGUUUCUACCUGAGGCUGGUGGCCGAGCCGGCCGAGGGCUGCCUCCUGUUCAACCGCUGGCGCUUCCUGAUCUUCCUGAUGCAGGGGCCCAUCCCGGCCUGGGCCCGGAGCCCCGACGAGCAGGCCGCCCAGGACGAGAGCGCCCCGAUGUCCGCAGCGGAGGCCCCCCCCAAACGGAAGGAGGUGGCCUUCCCUCCCCAGUACCCCGUCCCGAGGACCAAGGGGAGCCCGGGCUGGACCUGGGACAAAGCACUGCACUACCCUGGGCCGCUCUCCCAACUGAUGGACCAGCAGAGCGCCCCGGCCCUCCCGGAAGUGAUGUCGGAAGUGAUGUCGAGAGCGGAAGCCGCCCCCAUGUCCUUCCGGUCCCAGCAGAAGCUCCCAGUCAGGAGAGAAGAGCAGCAGAAGAGGAGCACCCCGGGGAGCCUAGUGGAAGUGGAAGGGCAGCCGAGAGUCACCAUCCGGACUCUGUUCUCCACAAUUUCCGGGUCUCACCUGUCUAAGGCUGCCUCACCAGCGGAGACGUCCUCUUCAGGGCCCUCCAGGCCACCCUCCCAAGAGCACCCCCAGGAGCCGGGCACUGCCAACAAGCUGCCGCUCCCCCAAGAGCAGCCGCAGCCCCAGGAGCUCCCCCAAGAGCAGCCGCAGCCCCAGGAGCUCCCCCAAGAGCAGCCGCAGCCCCAGGAGUUCCCCCAAGACCAGCCGCAGCCCCAGGAGCUCCCCCAAGACCAGCCGCAGCCCCAAGAGCUCCCCCAAGACCAGCCGCAGCCCCAGGAGCUCCCCCAAGACCAGCCGCAGCCCCAGGAGCUCCCCCAAGACCAGCCGCAGCCCCAGGAGCUCCCCCAAGAGCAGCCGCAGCCCCAGGAGCUCCCCCAAGAGCAGCCGCAGCCCCAGGAGCUCCCCCAAGAGCAGCCGCAGCCCCAAGAGCUCCCCCAAGACCAGCCGCAGCCCCAGGAGCUCCCCCAAGAGCAGCCGCAGCCCCAGGAGCUCCCCCAAGACCAGCCGCAGCCCCAGGAGCUCCCCCAAGACCAGCUGCAGCCGCAGCCCCAAGAGGGCCCCCAAGAGAGGCGCCAUUCCAAGAGGCACCACCACCACUCAAAACACCACCACCACCAUUCAAAAUGGCAGCAGCUCCCCCAAGAGCAGCCACAGCCCCGAAGGCUGUGCAAAUGCCCGAGCAUGCAGGAGCCGCCACUGCGGGUUAAGGUUCGGGAAACCUUAGGGGAGCCCAGAACACUGGCCGAAGGUCUUUUAAAAAAAAUUGAGGCCUGGGAUGCCUGGCGGUUCGGGUGGGUCCGCUGCCAGCCUCCGGAAGCCGCCGGGGUCGCCACAGAGCAGCCCAAGGACAACCCGAGGGACGGUCCGGAGCCCACCCAGGCCUCACAGCCCUGCGCCAGUUUCAAGGCUCUGAGGAAGGCUAUCCAGAAGCCACCGAGCUGGCUCACCAGAGCAUGGCAACAGGGCAAAAAGGUGGUCUGCACCUGUACCAGGGGCUCCAGCUAAUCCCCUGCCCAGGCCACCUAACUGCAUUAGAUUUUUUUUUUAUUUUUUUAAAAUAUAUUUUAUUUGAUUAUU